Messenger RNA from Schizophyllum commune H4-8, 1379 nucleotides. Its product is annotated as PLC-like phosphodiesterase. Lineage: Eukaryota; Fungi; Basidiomycota; Agaricomycetes; Agaricales; Schizophyllaceae. Gene Ontology annotation, biological process: lipid metabolic process. The transcript has 10 exons. Gene Ontology annotation, molecular function: phosphoric diester hydrolase activity. Bases 113 to 1192 code for a protein of 359 amino acids. The record is from RefSeq and is a predicted model, not a curated record.
GUCCCUCCCGAUCGUCUAUAUAAGCACCCCUCGAGUUUCUCGGCCGCCAGGUCUUCUUUCUUCCCCCGCAGACCCUUCUUGUCCCUUAUACUAGCAGUACCAGGAUAGAGACAUGGCUCCCACUUCAUAUCCUGACUGCUGGGGACACCGCGGCGCCUCCGCGAGCUUCCCGGAGAACACGCUCGCCAGCUUCGAGGCCGCCAUGCGCGAUGGCGCCGAAGGCAUCGAGAGUGACGUCCACGUCUCGCUCGAUGGCGUCGUUCUCAUGUUUCAUGACCCCUCGUUGAAUCGUACCACGGACUCGACGGGACUGAUAGGGGAACGUAACUGGUACGGCUCGGACGGGAUUGAGCAUGUUAGGACCAGGCAGGAACCUGUGCAAGCUAUCCCCACAUUCGCGGAGACCGUCGCGCUCCUGAUGAAGCCGGAGAACAUGCAUGUCGUGUUCGACGUUGACAUCAAACCCCAAAACGACCCGGAGCGUCUGUUCACCCUCCUUCACGAGAUUAUCUCCUCCUACGCCGACUGGCAGACGCAGCUCGCGCCGCGCCUGUUGCUCGGCCUCUGGCAUCCCCGCUUCCUCCCAUACGCCAAGUCCAUCCUGCCCUACUGCCGUCGCAGCUACAUUGGGACGAGCCCGCGAGUCGCGCGCACGUACUUCUGGGAUGACUGCGAUACCUUCAGCAUGGGCUUCGGCUCGCUCGUGAUCUACGGCGGUGCCAAGUUCGUUCGCGAGGCGCACCGCGACGGGAAGAAGGUGAUGGUAUGGACGGUGAACGAUAUGGACGAGCUACUAGAGACGAUCCGCUGGGAGGUCGAUGUCGUGCUCACCGAUCGCACUGGCCCCUUCUUGCAGCUCCGCAAGGAUCUGCACGCUGACUACAAGCGGACCAUGGCCAAGCAGUCGCGGAUCUUCCUCUGGACGACGUGGAAGUACUACACGCCCGCCAAUACCGUUCUUGAGCGCCGCGCGCACAAGGACCUCGUGAAGAUCGCGGGCUCCAUGAAGGGCGCCAAGGACAUCGUCGUCGCUCCCAGACCCACUGCAUCCUCGACUGCUAGCUCUAGCUCCUUCACGGAGAAGGGUACUGAGGCUACUGCAUCGGAUUCGGAGGAAGGACAUGUCGACUCCAAGCCUUCUAUGGCGCCUGAGACGGUGCAAAUUCCCGUCCUUGGCUCCGCUACUGCAUGAUCGUCGUUGGUUGCGACCUCACUCUUCCUGUAGACGUAUAUCACUCUUGCUGUCCUCGCUCUCGAUACACCUGUGCUAUCCCGGGUGUUACGCUCCAUAGACACGACUAAUUUUUCGCAUACGUGAUCACUUUGAAUGAAUGGAUACACUGGAGCGCGCUGUCGCUGUCAGUGUUAGCUAUAGCAUG